Molecule: messenger RNA, 609 nt
Organism: Ricinus communis (castor bean)
Lineage: Eukaryota; Viridiplantae; Streptophyta; Magnoliopsida; Malpighiales; Euphorbiaceae
Product: glucosidase 2 subunit beta-like
Exons: 5
Coding region: 1-594 (197 amino acids)
Biological process (GO): N-glycan processing
Cellular component (GO): glucosidase II complex
Molecular function (GO): protein binding
Source: RefSeq, a predicted model, not a curated record
AUGGAGAUGACCCAUUUCAGUUUCAGACUCCACAACUUCAUCCCCUUCUCUCAUCUCCUUCUAUUUCUUUAUACCUUUGCUCAUUCCAAAUCAUCUCUUCUCGGUGUCCACCCUUUAGAUGAGAAGUACUUUGCUUCAAGGGUUAUCCAGUGCAAGGACGGCUCAAAAUCCUUCACUAGAGAUUGUUUCAAUGAUAAUUUCUGUGAUUGUGUUGAUGGGACGGAUGAACCCGGAACUUCAGCCUGUCCCAGAGGCAAAUUUUAUUGCAGGAAUUUAGGAAGUAAACCUCAGUUUAUUUUUUCAUCUCGUGUUAAUGAUCAAAUUUGUGAUUGCUGUGAUGGAAGUGAUGAGUAUGAUAGUAGUGUCAACUGCCCGAACACGUGUGUCAUGGGUGGUGACCUGAAUUACAGGAUUGGAAGUCGUAUCUCAUCUAUUGAUGUAAAUGAAUCAAAAGAGACAGUUCUUCGGGAGGAUCUGUAUAAGGCUACAGCGUUGCAGAUGGUAAUAAUCCUGCAGGUGGUUCUCCUUGGUUGCGUGCUGAUAUAUCGAUUAUUUCACGGGCGUGCCAAAUUAAAAAGAAGGCAUUAUCAAUGAAGAACCCGGUUGAUG